Messenger RNA from Meloidogyne enterolobii, 289 nucleotides. Lineage: Eukaryota; Metazoa; Nematoda; Chromadorea; Rhabditida; Meloidogynidae. The record is from the annotation of a GenBank genome assembly.
AUGACGAUGAGCAGAGUUUAUAUUGGCAAUUUGUCUUCCCGUGUUACCGACCGAGAGCUUGAACAUUUCUUUAGAGGAUUUGGAAAAAUACGUGAUGUAAUGUUAAAAAACGGAUUUGGAUUUGUGGAAUUUGACGACUACCGUGAUGCUGAAGACGCUGUGUAUGAACUAAAUGGACGUGAACUUUGUGGACAUAGAGUUGUUGUGGAAAUUUCUCAUCGUUAGUUUCCAUUUUUUGAAUUAUUUUUAAGGGGGUAUAGAAUUUGUUGAGGUCUUUGUGGUGUAAGUU